Messenger RNA from Saprolegnia parasitica CBS 223.65, 741 nucleotides. RefSeq lists its product as hypothetical. NCBI's taxonomy places the organism in Eukaryota, Oomycota, Saprolegniomycetes, Saprolegniales, Saprolegniaceae. The transcript has 9 exons. Bases 1 to 741 code for a protein of 246 amino acids. The record is from RefSeq and is a predicted model, not a curated record.
AUGGACGUGGUGGUUCAAGGAGAUGCCCAUCCCACGACGGCCCACGAGAGGAAGGACGAGCUCGAUGGGGUGGACGACUCGGACGCGGUCGCCCAGCGCUGUCGGAUGCUCGAGGCCGAGACGGUGCACCGUGUCUUGAAGCAGCAAGAGGCCCGAGCUCGGAUCCGCUCCUUGCGACUUGCUAUCGCUCGGGCCGAGCUAUUUGUGCCCAAGACAAGCGAAGACGUGAAGGCCUUGAAGGGGCGGUACAACGACGCAAGACGGUCUUUCGUGGGCUUGGUACCCGCCUACUCCCUCGAGGCAGAGACUAUGAUCGAGGACAUUCUCGACCUGGCCGAUAAGCCCAAGGCAUUGCAAGCCGAGCUCGACGCCGUGCGUACCAAGAAGCUCGAAAUACAGCAGCAACUUCUCCUGCAAGAGAAGAAUUGGAACGCGCUUACGAAACUCAGUUCGGGACAAGCGCAUCGCGUCGUGUCGCUGGAGAAGGAGAUCCAUGACCUCGAAGCGGAGAUGACACACAUGGACGAGCAGUGCCACAUAUCUCGCAUGAGCCACCAAGACUGGAUGAACAAGAUCCAAGCGAUUCGCGAGCACGUGCGAAGCGCGAGCGAAGAAGCAAGCGUCGCGGCGUACGAAGCUGGCACCCCACAUGACCAAAGCGACACAAUCCAAGUCAGCACGCAACGCAUCGUCGCCAUAUACCAAGUCCCCGCCCCGACGCCGCGGCGCCCGUGUGGUUGA